GCUUUUUGUCGUCAAUAUUUGCAGGCUAUAGAAAGUGAACUUCGACAUGGCUAGCAGUUCAACAUCUGUGUGUUUUUUGUUAGCUUUGAGCUGUUUGCUGAUGCACUCGACACAGUUCACGUCAUCUGCUGUUAGUGUUGUUCGACCUGCUGAAAUUAAUUCAGCUCAUUACAACCCUGAUGAAGUUUUCGACGAAUUUGGAAAUCUGUACCAAGAAAUCGAGCAGGAAACGGAAACCGACAUUCCAGUUGCCUGUGAUCCAGAGUGUUUGCAUGGAGGAUCAUGCAGACCAGAUGGUACAUGUGAAUGCGUAGGAGACUUUACUGGAGACUAUUGCCAAUGCUUGACAGAAGAAUCGCUGUGCAAAGAUGAAUGCGGUGGGCCAGGUCAAAUUUGCCAGGCCAAAUGUGAUUCUUUUCAGUGUUUUUGUACCAAUGGAACCCAGUCCAGUUCGGAUGGCAGUGGAUCAUGUGAAAACAUCAAUGAGUGCAUGAUAGCAGCAUUUGAGGAAAUCGACUUGUGUCCAGACCAGUAUGCGGUAUGUGAAGAUGUGGAUAUAACUGAACAGGGAUCAGAAUGGGAUGGCCUUGGUUACAAAUGCACUUGUCCAAGUGGCACAGAAGAGGAUCAGGGAUCCUCAAGCACAACUUCCAGCCUUCUUGAUGCUUUCAGAGAUCCAUCACAGAUCAUAUGCAAAGUCGUGGAUCAAUGCGAAUUGCCAAAUAUCUGCACGGGACCCGGGGAAGUCAACGGAACUUGCAAAGAUUCGGCAGGAUUUUUGCCAACCUGUGAUUGCGAAGCGCACUUUUUCCAAAACACCCAACCGACUGAUGAAGUAGAGGACAAAUGCUUCAGCCACCGGAAGUGCUUUGAUGUGACCCCUGAAACCACAAACUGCACCUACUCAAAUUAUUACCCAGAAACCUGUUCAAUGAGUUUGGGUGAAAUAACCUGCAGUUGUCCAACUGGUUCCGAACCUGCAGAGGAUCCAGUCAUAGAAGGAGGAAACCUGUGCAUUUCACCUGCAGGUUCGGAGUGCACUGAAGAUCAGGUGAAUGCUUGUGGAAUUCAUCUACCUUGCCUGAAAGCAGAGGAUGGAAAUACCACUUGCAGUUGCAUUGAAAACACAAUCCCUGGCCCUGAUGGCAAAUGUCAUGAAAACAACAGCACGCAAAUCGAGUGUUCCCAGGCAGACGAGGACUACUGCGCCAAUUCCAUAGCAUCAGAGCCCACUUCCGCAACUUGCAAAUACAACGGUGAAACUGGACAGAAAAUGUGCGAGUGCCAAUCCGGGUUCACAAACAACCCAAAGGCUCCUCCGCCAUUUGCGCCAUGCAUUCCAGAUCAGAAACUUUGCGAUGACGUGGAAUGUGAAGAGGAUCAAACUUGUGAGAUUGAUGAAAAUGGAGUUCCUGGGUGUAAAUGCACCUCUGAGUAUUUCACCCUGGAUGAAAACACUGCAAAAUGCGUUGCUGUUCCAACGAACUUCAAUCCAUCAAAUCUCUUUGAUGUCAGUAUGCAACUCACUUUGACUCAAAAUGAAACCGACUGGCUGUUGGCGGACACGGAGAUGAAUGGCGUGGUUUUUGCAAAAUAUCAGCACUUGUUGAUGAACAUGAUCAACAGAGUCGAUCCGAAUGCAGUUGCGUACAUUACUCGGUUUUCACGAGCGACAUCUACCCUGAAAAAGCCAGGUGACCAAGUGGCGUGCUCCACUUUCCGGCCAGUGUGCCCUGAAGGAACCAGCUGUGUUGAUGGAUCCACUUACUUUGGCAUCUCAUCCCCAUUCACUUGCACAUGUGGAAAGGGUUACCAAGGCAUUGGCUUGUCCAUGGACAUGUACACUGAAAUCUGCCAAGACAUAGAUGAAUGCAGUGUCGCAGGCAAUAAUGGGACUGAAGCAGCAUACUGUCAAGGUGAUGACGCCUAUGUUUGUGUGAAUCAACCUGGUGAAUACAAGUGUUUGUGCAACGAAAAGAACGGGUUCUCUGAAUUUUCGGAGCCUUGGGCAACAGGGAAUGAAACCGUCAAUUGUGUUGAAGUUUGUGACCCGCGUUUGACAUUUGCUUCCACAUGCGAGAAAAACAAGGGCAAAUGUGAAUUCGACCUGGGCUCUAGAGAACCCAUUUGCAGAUGCGAUUCCGGAUACAAGGGAACGUUUUGUGACGAGAAGAUCGAGAAGUCCAGUGAUGCAGCCAUCGUCGGCGGAGUCCUUGGAGGAGUUUUGGCAUUGGUUAUCAUCGUGGCUGAGUCCGGUGAUGCAGCCAUCGUCGGCGGAGUCCUUGGAGGAGUUUUGGCAUUGGUUAUCAUCGUGGCUGGUGUCAUGAUUUACAGGUGA
Molecule: messenger RNA, 2338 nt
Organism: Notodromas monacha
Lineage: Eukaryota; Metazoa; Arthropoda; Ostracoda; Podocopida; Cyprididae
Source: the annotation of a GenBank genome assembly